Cetraspora pellucida is the source of this 543-nucleotide messenger RNA. Lineage: Eukaryota; Fungi; Glomeromycota; Glomeromycetes; Diversisporales; Gigasporaceae. The record is from the annotation of a GenBank genome assembly.
AUGACGGUUCUUAAGAAUGCAAAUGCAGGAGAUUUUGACAAUGCGGUCAAGUGUAAUAUUUUAAAAUCUAUGAUGGGUGGAAAAUAUGCACCAGUACUAGCAAAUAAUGGUCUUGUAGUAGGAAAUUCAGCUAUAAAUUCUCCAGAUACACUACAGGCUUGGAUGAGAGCAAAAUAUCAGCGAGAGACUGUUGGAAAUCAACAAUCAGCUAUUCAAAGAUUAACUCAAGAAAGAUAUCAAUCCUAUGAUACUCCUAAUACAUAUGAAGCCAGAAUUCGACUACUAUUAUUAGGGGUAGUAAACAAUGAUGCGCAAGUUUUGGGAUUCCUUAAAAGCUAUUUAACAGGUGAUUUUUAUACUUGGAUGAGAAUCGCCAACCCUGCAGGCAUUAACGCAUUUUUCACUGAACUAAAAAAUAUGUGGUUAGAGCAUGGACAAAAUUUGAGUAGAAGGAUUUCAGAGGAAUUAAGUCAAAUUCCCAAUCAAAUACAAGCCUUACCUAGUAUAAAUCCAGUAUCCUAUUCUUUACCACUAGUUGCUCCA